This is a messenger RNA of Rangifer tarandus platyrhynchus (Svalbard reindeer), 351 nucleotides long. The record is from the annotation of a GenBank genome assembly. NCBI's taxonomy places the organism in Eukaryota, Metazoa, Chordata, Mammalia, Artiodactyla, Cervidae.
AUGAGCCCCAGAGAUGGAGAACGCACAGACUAUGCCUACCCCCAGAAGGCCCGUCCUCCGUGUGGGUCCCAGACAAGCAGCAGUGCCAGGAGGGUGGAGCAGCAUGCAGGAGCCCGGACGCCAGGAGCCCCAGACACACGGAUUUUCAAACCAAGCUCCAAUAAACAGCUCUGCCAUCACCCAAUCACUGCCACCACCCAGAGCACCCAGCCCUGUUACCACCCCAAGUGGUCCAAGCCCCUGUCUUGGCUUUGCUCACUAUUGACACCUAUCACCUACCACCCAACCACCCAUCCAUCCUUGUGCCCCUCUGUUAAAUACAUAAUAUUUCACUUUCUCAAAAAUAUUUGA